CGGAGGAAGUAGUACCACCCAGUGUCCAAGGAGUGGUUGGUUGCCCAAGGAGUAGGGCAUUUUCCUGAGACAGCUUCCUUCUGUCCUGUGCUAGGGAGGCGAGCUUCCAAGAGUGGUUCAGGCUUCCUUUUCUUCUGGCUUCUAAUUCAGCUCAGAAGGGCAAGAGAAAAGCCAGUGCAUGGAUCCCACUCACCCUUCCUGCUUGUUCUAGCCGGGCUUUGAUUGCCUCCGCACCUCCAGCUUCUGAAAGCAGGGCCUCUCCCAGCCGCCGCUCUCACUGGCAGGCAAGGUGGUGUGUGCCCUGCCCCUCAGGCCAGGGGCGGGGAUGGCUGCCAUUGUUGUAGGUCCCUUGUGCCCCGCUCACACCUCCACAAAUAGCCCUUCCAUCGAAACCUCUUCUUCCCACCUAUGAGUGAGAACAUGCGGUGUUUGGUUUUUUGUCCUUGCGACAGUUUGCUGAGAAUGAUGGUUUCCAGCUUUAUCCAUGUCCCUACCAAGGACAUGAACAAUGAGAACACAUGGACACAGAAGGGGAACAUCACACACCAGGGCCUGUUGUGGGGUGGGAGCAUUAGGAGAUAUAACUAAUGUCAAAUGACGAGUUAAUGGGUGCAGCACACCAACAUGGCACAUGUAUACAUACGUAACAAACCUGCACAUUGUGCACAUGUACCCUAAAACUUAAAGUAUGAUUAAAAAAAAAAAAACCAAAAAAAACCUCUUCUUGGGAGCUCUGGAGUAGAAUUCUCUUUCUGGUUGGACUCUGAUAAAUACAGCUGGUGAUCAUUAUUUCAGAAUGAAAUUUCGUUUAGUUUAUGAGUCUGUCCAAAUAUUUCGAUCAUUUAAAUUCAGAUGUUAGUUUACCUCGGUUUGUAGAGAAUGGACUGGGCUGUAGAAACUUAGAAGCCAAGCGAAUGUGGACUCCGCUGUCUUCAUUGCUAUCUUGUUACUAUGGAUGUCGGAUUAGGUGCACCCGUGAGGUCUUGGAUUGAAACCCCAUGUUCUGCAUGUCUCAGGACCUCUUCCCUGCACUGUGCUAGCCCGGCCCCCUGUGAUGGACUGAAUUGUGUCCCUCAAAUUUAUAUGUUGAAGUCCAAACCUCCAGUACUUCAAAAUAUGACUAUUUUUGGAGAUGGGGCCUUAAAAGAGGUCAUGAAGUUAAAAUGUGGCCAUGAGGGUGGGCCCUGAUCCAGUCUGACAAGUGUCCUUACAUAGGACAUGCAGAGAGACACCAGGGAUGUGUGCAGAGGGACCGCCAUGUGAAGAAGCAGCAAGAGGAGCAAGAGGACGGCCAUCUGCAAGCCAAGGGGGAAGCCACCUGCCCACACCUUGAUCUGAGACUUCCGGCCUCCACAACCAUGAGAAGAUACGUGUCUGUUGUUUAAGCUGCCCAGUCUGCGAUGCUUUGUUCUGGCAGCCUGCACUGACUCACAAACCCACUUCUGACCUAGGCCCUGACUGGGUUCAAGCAUGCACAGCCUGGCCAGCUCAGCCACUGUCCGCAUUCACAGCCUCCUGCAGCUUCCACUGCUCAGGCAUCCUGAUCCUAGCCUUCUUAGUUGGCCAUUGCUCACCAGACCAUUUUAUGUGGGCAGGAAUGAGGAGACAAGGAGGGCCCUCAGGGACACAGUUGCCCCUCUGCUAUCUUACCCUACCUGUCUUAUCCUCUGGACCAUGCAAAAUGUUUAUCUUAUGUAGUCUUUUGUUCUUUGGUAAAUGCCUAUUAAUAUAACAGACACAUACUUAGUAUCCAUGGUGUCCCAGCAGCCCCGCAGCUCUGAUCGUAGUAGAGGUGGUUUAAAGAGAAAUGCAUUAAAUAGAGUUGAGUUUGUUUUUCACAAAUCAAGACACAUCCCACUUGGGGCAAAGUCGUGACAUUCAGGUGAACCUGAAAGUUAUAGCUUCUUUUAUAGCCAGUUAUCCAAGGGCUGAAGCCAUCGAGCUGCCUGCCUUCUGAGCACUUGAAACAAAAAGGAUUGGAAUGUUUGGUACAAAACCCAGCACUUAAAACCUAUGAGGCUUUCAGCUGUGACUCUUACUGUCUCGCCUCCAUCUGGGAAGUUCAUUGAUCUUCAAAACCUGGCAGGCUCCUCAGGGGAGAGAAGAUUUAAGAUGGAGCAGCCAGCUCAAAUCCCUAUUAGGUCCAAGAGCCAAGAGGCGCAACGCGCAGCUAGUUGGGAACAUAUGAACAUCCUUCCAAAAAGCUGCAAGACUGUUGUGCGUGUAAAUCUACGUUGAGGAAAUUAUGUGGUGAAAUGGGUUUUUUCAAAGUUUGCACUUAGGCCCUUUUCCGAAGAAAAUCUGUGUUGACAGUGGAGGGAGAUAAUGUUUGAGUUAAUUGAUGAGAGUUUUAAGCAGUAAUCAAUAUUUCCCAAACUAGCAAACCCAGCAUGUUUUAGGGUCAUUUUCAAUGAUUAAAAUUAAAAUUUGGUUGUUUCAAAACUUUGAUUGAAUGCUAACCACUGGAGGCCUGGUGUUGGAUGAACCAGAGCAUACUGGGAUGCUAAAAAAUAUUAAGUGCAAAUCCCAUCUCUGUCUGAAAUUGGUUUUUGUAUAAUUCCUGUUUUAGAAAAUUGUGAAAUCAUGUAAGACAGUUUUCACUAUAAAUUAUUUUCAAAAGUCUUUGUGCUAAACGAUCAGGCAUGACCGUAGUGAGCUGUUUGUUAUUUGUUAUGGUUAAUGCUUAGUUGCCAUGUGCGGAAAUUGAUGGUUAGAUGUUUGAUUAGGGGAUUGUUGAAGGUGGUGUGAGGGCUGAAUAUUGACCCCAGAUGAGUUUUUGCGAUGCUAUCAUGAUGAGGAAGGAGCAGGAAAUCAUAUUACACGACCAAUGCUUGGAGGAUUUCAAGGGGGUGUGCAGCCCACCCACCUCCACCCCAGAGGGAUGCCAUGGGUCCUAGGCAGGAAACACUCUACACUCAACAAGCUGCCAGCCAGGUGGAAGAGGGCAUUAUUGCAGAGGACAGGCUUGAGUCUGCUGGAAAGCAGUAGGGGAUGGGAAGUAUUCAGCCAACUGGACGUUUCCUGGGGACAGGCACCAAGUCCCUCUCACUAGCUGUUUAUUUCUGGAUAGGCCAUCGCUCCUGGCACUGGUUAGACCCUCAACAAAUACUAUGGAAUUAAACUGGAAAAGGGAGAACGUGGUGAAAAAUAUGCCCUAACAUUGUAACAAGUCAUAAGGUAAUGCACUUCCCAUCACUGAAAAACCCAGCAGAAACACUGUCACCUCUGCAUGCUGAUAGACAGCAGUGCGGUCACUGAGAGACGGGACCAAUCGGUGCUCCCCAGACCUGGCUGAUCAGCAGUUACAUGGGGACCUGGUUAAACAUAUGGAUUCCAGGCACCAUUCUCUGGGCUGGAGAUGUAUAUACUUUUUAAGUGUCUGAGGUGAUUCCAGUGAUCAGGCAGGACAAAAUGAUGACCCCCAAGAUUUUCAUGUUUCUUCAUAAAAUCUAGUGCAGUGACUGAGUUUGGUUAUUGUUUUGAUGGAGAAGUUACUGUAAUCCACAUGUGACUGCAAACGUUUGGCAAAUCGAUAUUUCAUGGACACGUGAUACUUGUCUGGUCCUGUCCUAGGCACUGAGCAUCCAGUAGGUGCAACAGUCACCAAAAAUCCUGCCUUCUUGGAGCUUACUCUUUCAUGAAAGGGACAGGCAGGACAACGUGUUGUAGGCAUGGUGAUAGAGACUAUGAAAGGAUGGUGAUAGAUGCUAUGAAGAACAUUACCACAUGGGCAAAGGAGUAUCAGCGGUAGGGAAGUGUCACAAGUUCCUAAUUAUCAUGGCCAGGGAAGGCAUCUUCAAUGAGGGAGCUCUGGAGCAGAGACCUGAAAAAGGAGGGGUGGGAGAGCAAGGUGCUUGGGGAAGGGUGUCCAGGCAGAAGGAAGAGCCAGUACGACGGCCUUGAGGAGGAGCUGUGCUUGUGUGCUGGAGGAACCCAAGGCGGCCUGUGGUGGAGCCUGGUAGGUGAGCUGUGGGGAGGAAGGCUUGAGGAAGGCGGGGGAGUGCUAUUGUUGAGAGUUGCCUGGCUGCGAGGGUGAAUGAGGAGUGUGGUUUUGGAAACGCCAAAUGGAGAUGCCAUUCCUAACACCCAUGGGGAGAGCACCUGCAGCAGCUGAUCAUGCCUCUGGGCCCAGAGACACCUGAAUUUUGAGAGUGUGCUACACAGAGGUGGCAUUCAUGCACUCCCAUGGACUGAGCCUGGGGAGAGGAGGUGAGGUCCCAGCACAGGCGCUGGGACACCCCAAAACUUAGAGGUGGGGGAGGUGAGGAAGGGUCAGUAAAGGGCCCCAAGGAGGAGGAGCCUGGUGAGGCAAGAUACCUGAAGACGGGGAUGGGGCAGGGAGGAAAGGAGUUUUGAAAGACGUCAAACCCCUCAGCAGGUCAGCCGUGGCUGGAGAGGACAUUGCUACAGAGAGAAGAGCUGUUUUUUGGGGGUGGUGGCCCCAAGCGAGAAAGGGAGGAGAGGACCUGGAGCCUGUGAGCUCACUCAGCUAUUUCAAGGGGAUUUACUGUGGAGGAGAACAGAGAGAUAGGGCUGUGGUUGGAGGACAAUGUGGGGUGAAGCCCAGGCUGGAGUGCAGUGGUGCAGUCUUGGCUCACUGUAGCCUCCGCCUCCCGGGUUCAAGCAAUUCUCCUGCUUCAGCCUCCCGAGUAGCUGGAAUUACAGACACCCGCCAUCAUGCCCGGCUAAUUUUUGUUUUUGUUUUGUUUUUUGUUUUUUGUUUUUUUAGUAGAGACAGGGUUUCAACAUGUUGGCCAGGCUGGCCUUGAACUCCUGACCUCAGGUGAUCUGGCCACCUCGGCCCCCCAAAAUGCAGGGAUUACAGGCAUGAGCCACUGCGCCCGGCCAAGAGUUUGCAUUUUCUUUCUCAAGAUGGGAGAUAUGAUGUCCCAUGUAUAAUAAGCGGGAGUGAUCCUGGGAGAGGGGGAAAAACUGAUGAUGCAGAAGAAAGGGAAUUAGGGGCAUGCUGUCCUGAGUGGGCACUGAGUGGGGUGGUCCAGUGCCCAUGGAGAGGGGCUGGAGCUAGGACCAUGGGUGGUACCUGUCUCCACUGCUGCUCCAGCAAACAUAUUUAACACUCACGUUCAAGGGCUGUCACAUGUAUGUUGAAGACUUUGCCAAGGUUAAUAUGUUGCAAUUUUUUCUCCAAGUCUUCUUCAUUUUUCCUGUCUCUAGAAUGUUCUGAAAGAUUUCUUUAUGACUUUUCUAUACCAUAAUUAAAGAAAACGUCUGUAUUUUGCUGGCCAUAGAAGCCAAAGAGGGAUGCAUCUGUCAUUUCUCUUCUGGGUUAGCAUUCUUUCAAAAUAUCUGGACACCAUAAAAAUGUAGAGGUCAGUCAAUAGAGAUUUAAUGCUUUCUUAUGAGAAAUUCCCUUGGAAGGGCUUUAAGAAAGUCUUUUUAGAAGAGAAUAAUAUCUUUGAUGACUAUAUGCCUAUUAAAAUACUUUUUUUUUCUUGUGGGUUUACCAUGGAAAAAAACAUCAAAGCCUUAUAUGAGCCACAUAGAAAUAGCCUGUUUCUUAAAUGGCUGGCCUGAAAUUAGCGAAGGGUAGCAAAUUGAACACAAUGGUUUUUCUGUGUUGCGCAUUCAGUUUGGGCUGAUCAGAUCCCAUGCAAAAAGAUUACUGUAAAACGAAGAUGAAAUUUUAGAUUUUAAGAAGAUUUCAUUGUAAAGCUAGGUCACAGCAUUCCACAUUCAGGUGAGUACUAGGAUUUGUAGAUUAUCAGUCAUUAUCAUUAACAUACUCACAUAUAAUUGUCAUUGUUGCUAAGAAGUGUUUGCACCUUUUCAACACUUAGAAAUUAAGUCACAUUUUCUGCUUUCAAAGCCCUUAACCUUAAUCAAUAUUUUAUAAUGUGUUUUCAUAGAUGAGAUAAAUUUGAGUUACCCCAGUUAUAAGAUGGUUACUCCUUGCAAUUAUUCUAGAUAUGAAGAUUCAUUUUGCUAAAAUGUGGUAAAAUUGCAAGGCCAUUCAGCAGGUCAGUUUUAAAUACAAUAUGAUUAUUAUUCCAUCAUCUUUGUGCGUGAUUGAAAAUAACAGAUUGUGUGAUUGGCAAUUCGCUUCCCCAUUAGAAAAUUUACCUUCCUACUUCUGUUGUGUCUUAUAUAGUAUAAUUAUUCUGUUGCCUUGAAAAAUAUUAUAAUAAACAGAAGGGCUAAUUUUUUUAAGCGUGUUGGGUGGCCGAGGAGAAAUGAAAUUUUGAGUGGAAAACCUCACAUGAAUUGUCUGUAGUUGCUUGUCCUUCAUCCCUCACCAGUCCAAAAGCCAAUUCCACAGGAAUUGAAAACUGUUAUGAAAGAGAAGCCUGGUCUUCCAUCUUAACAUCGGGUCAUGAAUUCAAUGGGGAACACUGUAUCUUCUUCAUCUCUAUGACUCAGGCUCAUAGUAGCUGCUCACUUAAUAUUUAUUAGAAAUAAAUAUUUAUUGAAAAAAUGAAUCUCCCCCAAAGAACUGAAAGCAGGGUCUUGAAGAGAUAGUCACACACCUGUGUUCACAGCAGCAUCAUUCACAAUAGCAAAAGGUGGAAACAACACAAGUGUCUGUGGACAGUUGAAUGGAUAAACAAAAUUUGGUCUAUACUUAUGUUUUAGUUUGGGCUGCCCUAACAAAGUACCCUAGACUGAGUGGCUUAUAAAUAAUGUCAGUGUAUUUCUCUUAGUUCUGGAGACUGGAAACCCAAGAUCCAGGUGCCAGCAUGGUCAGGGUCCAAUGAGGGCCACCUUCUGGGCUGCAGACUGCCUGCUCUUCAUUGCAUCUUCAGAUGGCAGAAAGAGGGUGAGAGCUCCUCCGUCCUUUUUUAUAAGGGCACUAAUCCCAUCCAUGAGGCUCCAUCCUCAUGACCUAAUCACCUCCCAAAGGCCCUGCCUCCUAAUAGCACCACCUUGGGGAUUAGGAUUGCAACAAAAGGCAGAGGACACAAACAAUCAGGUCAUAACAAUAUAUAAUGGAAUAUUAUUCAGCCUUAAAAAGGAAGACAGUUCUGGCACAUGCUAUAACGUGGAUGAACCUUGAAGACCUUAUGCUAUGUGAUAGAAGACUGUUACAAAAGGACAAGCACUGGAUGAUUCCAUUUAUGUGAAGUUCCUGGAGAAGGCAAAUUCAUAGAGACAGAAACAUUAAGGGUGGUGUCUGCAGGAAUGGAGAGUGAGGAGUUGUUUAAUGGGUAACGGGUUUCAGUUUUGUAAAAUGAAGUGAGUUCCUCAGGUGGGUGAUGAUGAUGAUUACACAACAAUGUGAAUGUACUUAAUGCCAUUGAACUUCACCUUUUUAGAAAGAGCUAAGAUGGUAAAUUUUAAGUUAUGUGUACUUACCACAUUUUAGAAAAAAUGAAUGUUAAUAUCUAGAAUAAUUGCAAGGAGUAACCAUCUUAUAAAUUGCAAUAACUUGAAAGUCUUGCCUUAUCUCUUUCUUUUUUUACGUUUAUUUAAAAUUUUGACAAAAUUUGAAUGUUGGUAACUAGGGUAAAGUUAGCGAUGUUCUUUUUCUGUAAGUUCAGGUUUGGAGUGGGUCUUCAAUUGCUGUCAUCAACUCUUGAGCAAAAGAGAACAUUUAGUGAAACUCCAGAAACAUCUUGAGAACUAAGACAUUACACCUUUGAUAAGAAUUUAUUCACGCUUCUUUAGAAAAUGUGCAGGAAGAACUAAUUUGUAGGUAAAAUGACAUGUCCUAAAAUUUUGGGAAAUGUGUAAUGGGUUCUUAGGGGUUCUUUCGGGGUGGCUUUAGUUGUCGCUUGGGAAAGGAAGAAGCUAAUUAACCCUGUUAAUAGAAAUGUUAUUCUACUUAUCCCUCUCCCCAACUAUCAUCAAAGUAUGAAGGUCAGAGCUCUUUUGUCCUUUUUAAUAGUUUGUUUUCUUAAAAGUGGUUGAGUGUGAAUUUUCUCUUGCAUGGGAAAAGGAUCAUUGUUUUUAUUGGCAUCAGUGAAUGCGCUCACACAUGACUGUUUAAAUAUGUCUUCAUUCGUUAGUCAGUAGGAUCGCAUCCUGCUGGAAGACAGAUUGUGUAACCUCAGAGGCUUCCAGGGAAACUCCAGUCCCAGGGAGAGAGUGGGACAGUGGCAUGCUCUAUAGAGAAAGCACCCCUUGUUCUCUCUCUCUGCCUCCCCAACCCCGCCCCACUGAUCUCCCUCCUGGUGCAGGCUGUCUUCAGAGGGGCUGUUGGAGCAGAAGAAAACAUCCAGCUCACCUGUCACUGAGUAUCCCCUGUUGCAAAGGAACACAGGCUCUCUGGCCUCCAGCCCACAUCUGCGGAAGCUUGGUUGGAGUGAGGCUGCUUACGGCUGCUCCCCUUUCAGUCCAUGUUUGGUUUCUGCAUCCAAGAGGCAGAGUGAGAAUCAGACCCUGGUCGGGGGUGAUCCCUGAAGGCAACGCAGUCAUAUGCAGUCUCUUGGCAAGCAGCCAGUGCUCUCAGCUGGGACACCCUGUCUUCAGGCAUGCUGCUCUGUGGCCCCGCUUACAAUGGUGACGUUGCCUGAUUCUGGCCCUGGUUCUGCCUAUCACUGGCCAGGCAGCCCUGAACCAAGCUCAUACCGCUAGGGCCUUAGGAAGGGAGAGGAAUGCAGGCAAAAGUCGUCUCCCAUACACAGCUACCUAAGGAGGAACAGAGCCUUAGGAUGUUAAGUGGAACAAACCAAGUCACCACCCACAUGUAAGAAUGUGACCACGAGCGAGAAAACCCACAGACACACCUUUCUAAGGGUGGUGGCCUACGGGAUUAGCUUCUCUUUCUCUUCCAAGUGACUGCUCUCCCCACCACUUGGCCUCCACCAGAGGGGGAUGUGGGCAGUGCACGCAGGACUGCACGGUGUCUUCUGCAGGGGUGAAAACAGUAUUUAAAGCCCCUGUGACUGCAGGUGCCUGCACCUUCUGGGGGUGGGAGAGGGCGUGAAAUCCUAUCAGCAGGAAAGUCCAUCCUUGCUGCUCCGCUCCACUCGCCCAAGCCGGGCUGGGAAGAGAGGAGAGAGGACUUCAGAGGUGCCCAGGCUAUUCCCAGGGGGAGGCCUGUGUGGUCCCCGUUUGUUUGGAGAUGAUAAGGAGUCCAUUCGAGGGAGGAGCUGCCUUCUGAACAUGGGAGUGGCUGACACUACCUCUGAGGGUUUCAGUGCCUCUCCCGUGUCCAGAAGUCUUCUGAUUCUGAUGCAGGGGGCAGGAUGGCAGGGGUACAGGGUAAGGGUAUGAGGGCUCAGGGGCUGCUAAGGAUGGGGGUGUUUGUUUUGUUUUAGUUCCUGCCACCCCACCCUGCCCUCUGCUCCCCAUCUCUGCCUGGGUCACCCAUCACUGAAAGAUGUGAGUUGCACACCAAGGUGGCAACCAGAGGGAGAAAAACAGCCCCUAGGGAUAGGGAAGGUGGGAGUUCCGUGGAGGCAGCACGUGGAUCAGGAGAGCUGGGCAGCCAGGGGCAGAACAACCACCUGCCAGGGCGGGAUUAAAAAGCAGGCAUCCUCACGAUAGCCUAGGAUACCUUUGGAUUGGAGCAUUUCCAGCUGGAACGUUGCCCUCUUGCAGCCACGUACAGGUGGUGCUGACACUCAGGCCGCUCCCAAACGUUCUAUCGUGCGGUUAUGUCCACCCUGGGUUGCAGCCCAUAUGCACCCUGGGAGGACUGCUGAACACACCGCCAGGCCACGGAGAUUGUGCACGCCACUGCCGGUCUGUGUCCAGACUAGCAGCAAUAAGGAUUCUGAUUCUGAUUAAAGCCCCUGUGACUGCAGGUGCCUGCGCCUUCUGGGGGUGGGAGAGGGUGUGAAAUCCUAUCAGCAGGAAAGUCCAUCCUUGCUGCUCCCCUCCACUCGCCCGAGCCGGGCUGGGAAGAGAGGAGAGAGGACUUCAGAGGUGCCCAGGCUGUUCCCAGGGGGAGGCCUGUGUGGUCCCCGUUUGUUCAGAGAUGAUAAGGAGUCCAUCUGAGGGAGGAGCUGCCUUCUGGACAUGGGAGUGGCUGACACUACCUCUGCGGGUUUCAGUGCAGAGAUAAGGAAUGCCAGUCUGGUGGAUAAUUUGAUGCGUGCCUUGUUCUGCAGAGUGAUGUAUUUGAGAAACAGCCCUGUAACGAGAAAAAGCCACACUACCCCUCUUUAAGUUCAAACACCACUGUGCCAGGCGCUUUUCUAGAGGCAGGACAAGGUAUGAUGCUCAGAGCAACACUCUUUAUUAGCCCAGGGUACGGACAAGGGGGCUGAGGCUCAGAGAGGGUGGCAACCCUCAGAUUCUGCAGCUAACAAGAGGUUGAGCUGGGGUUAGAAUCUUGGUCCAGCACACCCUGAAGUCACUAUCCUUUCCUGUAUGGAGAAGACACAGGUGUAUCCUGGGACCAUGGCUAGGAAAUGAACGUGAAACUCGCAUCCUGUGAAUGUUAUGAAAGGACAUAGUUCCCAAUAUGUUUAAGGGCGUUGGCUAUGGGUUUGGGAUGAAACCUCUCCCCGCUGUAGAAAUGUGUCCUUUCUACUCUUCAUAAGGGAUGUGUGUUAUUUGGAAAGUUUCAAAACUCAGUCAGGGAGGUCCCCCUCCCGCCUAACCAACCUAUCACCCCAGGAACGAGGUUUCAGCUGCAGAGGUAGUGACAGCUCCCAGGUCCAGAAGAAUUAGGAUUUGGGGACUUGGAUUUGAGUGAUCUCUUAGGUUCUUAAAAUGGGCCUCCUACACCCUAAAUACUGCUCCCUCAACUUCAACCUCCACAGUUGGUAUCAACCUGCUGUCAACUAAAAGUAAGCUCCUAAGCCCCCCACCAACUGAACAGACCUUCUUUUUGCCAAGGAGACCCCCCCAAAAAAACCUUAAAAACUUAGUUCUCAGCCAUGAUGGGACAGGAGAUCAGACACACCUUGUUAUACUUUCUCCCUUUUAUGGUUUAGGCACAACGACUGACCAGUACUAAUGUUAAAAUAGAGAAUAGAACAGACUGUUUGUGGCAACAAGAUACCAACUUAUAAGCAGCAACCUCAGGCCACGCCAGGCAAGGGUCGAGCCGCGUACUCUACACUUAGAGAACGGAUUCUGUUCUCACGGCACAGCGUCUUCUUUUUCUCCAGCAGCUAAACACUCACCGGCCCGGAGAUCAGCCAGAUUCAAAUGACUGCAGCUCAUCCGCCCACAGACGCGGACUGACCCCAUUCCACAGCCAUGACUGCAGCUCGGAUUGGGCAGGAGACUGACUUCAGGAACCUCCUCCAGAUAAGAGACCCCUGACAGUGGACUGGCUCUGGUUGCUUUACAGAGGCUGCUCACUUGAGUGCCUUCAAGUCCUGAAAAGACCUUUUUGACAUUUAGGGCCUAACUGUGAUACACUUAAAUGUUAAGACUCCAGCCCAGAGUGAACACAGGAGACAUGUCACACGGAUGUUCAAUAUGCGUGCAUCAGGACCACCUUCAUGAAUAUUCAUAGUUCCUCCUGUAAACUGCUGAAUAUGUAUGUUUAACCAACCCAUUCAGCAUAAAGCUCCUUCCCCAACCCCUCCUCCUUCAAAGUGCCUGUCUCUGGUCGUGCACAAAGGCACACUUCCUAGACUGCAGGAUGGCCGCCUUGCACCUUUAUAAGAAGCUACAGAUUCUCGUUGACACUGGAAGCAGUAACUUUGCCGUGGCAGGAACCCCGCACUCCUACAUAGACACGUACUUUGACACAGAGAGGUCUAGCACAUACCGCUCCAAGGGCUUUGACGUCACAGUGAAGUACACACAAGGAAGCUGGACGGGUUUCGUUGGGGAAGACUUCGUCACCAUCCCCAAAGGCUUCAAUACUUCUUUUCUUGUCAACAUUGCCACUAUUUUUGAAUCAGAGAAUUUCUUUUUGCCUGGGAUUAAAUGGAAUGGAAUACUUGGCCUAGCUUAUGCCACACUUGCCAAGCCAUCAAGUUCUCUGGAGACCUUCUUCGACUCCCUGGUGACACAAGCAAACAUCCCCAACGUUUUCUCCAUGCAGAUGUGUGGAGCUGGAUUGCCCGUUGCUGGAUCUGGGACCAACGGAGGUAGUCUUGUCUUGGGUGGAAUUGAACCAAGUUUGUAUAAAGGAGACAUCUGGUAUACCCCUAUUAAGGAAGAGUGGUACUACCAGAUAGAAAUUCUGAAAUUGGAAAUUGGAGGCCAAAGCCUUAAUCUGGACUGCAGAGAGUAUAACGCAGACAAGGCCAUCGUGGACAGUGGCACCACGCUGCUGCGUCUGCCCCAGAAGGUGUUUGAUGCAGUGGUGGAAGCUGUGGCCCGCGCAUCUCUGAUUCCAGAAUUCUCUGAUGGUUUCUGGACUGGGUCCCAGCUGGCGUGCUGGACGAAUUCGGAAACACCUUGGUCUUACUUCCCUAAAAUCUCCAUCUACCUGAGAGACGAGAACUCCAGCAGGUCAUUCCGUAUCACAAUCCUGCCUCAGCUUUACAUUCAGCCCAUGAUGGGGGCCGGCCUGAAUUAUGAAUGUUACCGAUUCGGCAUUUCCCCAUCCACAAACGCGCUGGUGAUCGGUGCCACGGUGAUGGAGGGCUUCUAUGUCAUCUUCGACAGAGCCCAGAAGAGGGUGGGCUUCGCAGCGAGCCCCUGUGCAGAAAUUGCAGGUGCUGCAGUGUCUGAAAUUUCCGGGCCUUUCUCAACAGAGGAUGUAGCCAGCAACUGUGUCCCCGCUCAGUCUUUGAGCGAGCCCAUUUUGUGGAUUGUGUCCUAUGCGCUCAUGAGCGUCUGUGGAGCCAUCCUCCUUGUCUUAAUCGUCCUGCUGCUGCUGCCGUUCCGGUGUCAGCGUCGCCCCCGUGACCCUGAGGUCGUCAAUGAUGAGUCCUCUCUGGUCAGACAUCGCUGGAAAUGAAUAGCCAGGCCUGACCUCAAGCAACCAUGAACUCAGCUAUUAAGAAAAUCACAUUUCCAGGGCAGCAGCCGGGAUCGACGGCGGCGCUUUCUCCUGUGCCUACCCGUCUUCAAUCUCUGUUCUGCUCCCAGAUGCCUUCUAGAUUCACUGUCUUUUGAUUCUUGAUUUUCAAGCUUUCAAAUCCUCCCUACUUCCAAGAAAAAUAAUUAAAAAAAAAAACUUCAUUCUAAACCAAAACAGAGUGGAUUGGGCUGCAGGCUCUAUGGGGUUCGUUAUGCCAAAGUGUCUACAUGUGCCACCAACACAAAACAAAACCAAGCCUUGGCUCGUUCUCUUCUCUCUUCAAUCUCUGGAAAAAUAAGUACAUAUAGUUGAUAACCCCUCUUAGCUUACAGGAAGCUUUUUGUAUUAAUCGCCUUUGAGGUUAUUUUCCGCCAGACCUCAACCUGGGUCAAAGUGGUACAAGAAGGCUUGCAGUAUGAUGGCAGGAGAAUCAGCCUGGGGCCUGGGGCUGUAACCAAGCUGUACCCUUGAGACCUGGAACCAGAGCCACAGGCCCCUUUUGUGGGUUUCUCUGUGCUCUGAAUGGGAGCCAGAAUUCACUAGGAGGUCAUCAACCGAUGGUCCUCACAAGCCUCUUCUGAAGAUGGAAGGCCUUUUGCCCGUUGAGGUAGAGGGGAAGGAAAUCUCCUCUUUUGUACCCAAUACUUAUGUUGUAUUGUUGGUGCGAAAGUAAAAACACUACCUCUUUUGAGACUUUGCCCAGGGUCCUGUGCCUGGGUGGGGGUGCAGGCAGCCUUGACCACGGCUGUUCCCCUCACCCAAAAGAAUUAUCAUCCCAACAGCCAAGACCCAACAGGUGCUGAACUGUGCAUCGAGCAGGAAGAGUUCUAUCCCCAAGCUGGCCACUAUGACAUAUGCUUACUCUUGCUUAAAAUUAAUAAAUCAUGUUUUGAUGAGAAAAAACUA
Molecule: messenger RNA, 13744 nt
Organism: Pan troglodytes (chimpanzee)
Lineage: Eukaryota; Metazoa; Chordata; Mammalia; Primates; Hominidae
Gene: BACE2
Product: beta-secretase 2
Exons: 9
Coding region: 11504-12775 (423 amino acids)
Biological process (GO): amyloid-beta metabolic process; membrane protein ectodomain proteolysis
Cellular component (GO): endosome; trans-Golgi network; plasma membrane
Molecular function (GO): aspartic-type endopeptidase activity
Source: RefSeq, a predicted model, not a curated record